Clarias gariepinus (North African catfish) is the source of this 2057-nucleotide messenger RNA. RefSeq names its product asparaginyl-tRNA synthetase 1 (gene nars1). Bases 138 to 1817 code for a protein of 559 amino acids. NCBI's taxonomy places the organism in Eukaryota, Metazoa, Chordata, Actinopteri, Siluriformes, Clariidae. Gene Ontology annotation, cellular component: cytoplasm. Gene Ontology annotation, molecular function: nucleic acid binding; asparagine-tRNA ligase activity; ATP binding. Gene Ontology annotation, biological process: asparaginyl-tRNA aminoacylation. The record is from RefSeq and is a predicted model, not a curated record. The transcript has 15 exons.
GUUUUACCCAUUGAACGGGUGAGUGAGAAAGACGGAGCACCGGGAGCCUUGACGUUCGACCAAAACCAGAAGUUUAUCGUGUGCUUUUAAUUGACGGUUUGUGUGUGAGAUUUAUCUCCGGACCGGACACAUAAUAUAUGGCGGACGAAGCAACCAAGGGCGCAGAACAAAUGUCCUUAAAAGAGCUGUAUGUCUCUGAUAAACAGGGCAGCGAUCAGGACGGAGAUGGGACCGAACUGAAACCUUUCAAAACACCACUUAAGGCGCUGCUAUUUGCUGGCAAAGAACCAUUCCCAACCAUCUAUGUGGAUUCUCAGAAUGACGGAGAGCGCUGGGCUGUGAUCUCUAAAACCCAGCUGAAAAAUGUGAAAAAACUCUUCCACAGGGAACAAAUGAAGACAGAUUCGAAAGAAAAGAAAGAGGCGGAAGAUGCCGAGAGGAGAGAGAAAAAUCUAGUAGAAGCCAAGAAGAUUGUUAUUGAAAUUGACCCCAGCCUCCCAGAGCCCAAAACGAUUAAGAUCCAGCAUCUGGAGCCCUAUAGGGAACAGAGAGUCAAAGUGUUCGGCUGGGUGCACAGGCUGCGACGUCAAGGCAAGAAUCUACUGUUCAUUGUGCUGAGAGAUGGAACUGGAUUCCUGCAGUGUGUACUCACCGAUAAACUGUGUCAGUGCUAUAACGGGCUGGUUUUGUCUACUGAAAGCACCGUGGCUCUGUACGGAACCGUGAAAGAGGUUCCUGAGGGAAAGCAGGCUCCAGGAGGUCAUGAGCUACACUGUGACUUCUGGGAGCUAAUCGGUCUUGCUCCAGCCGGCGGCGCUGACAACCUGCUGAACGAGGAGUCGGAUGUUGAUGUUCAGCUUAACAAUAGGCACAUGAUGAUCCGUGGAGAAAAUGUGUCCAAGAUCCUGCGAGUGCGCUCCACGGUCACGCACUGCUUUAGAGAGCACUUCUUUAGUCGCGGCUACUAUGAGAUCACUCCUCCAACUCUAGUGCAGACUCAGGUGGAAGGUGGCUCCACCCUCUUCAGUCUGAAUUAUUUUGGAGAGCAGGCGUACCUAACCCAGUCGUCUCAGCUUUACCUGGAGACGUGCAUCCCAGCGCUCGGAGACACGUUCUGCAUCGCCCAGUCAUAUCGGGCUGAACAGUCUCGCACCCGCAGACACCUGUCUGAGUAUACCCAUAUUGAGGCGGAGUGUCCCUUCAUGACUUUUGAAGAUCUGCUGAGCAGGUUGGAGGAUCUCGUUUGUGACGUAGUGGAUCGGGUCCUUAAGUCUCCUGCUGCUGCGCUGCUCUACGAACUAAACCCUGACUUUAAGCCCCCCAAGAGACCAUUCAAGAGGAUGAACUACACUGAUGCCAUUACAUGGCUUAAGGAGCAUGACGUUAAAAAAGAUGAUGGGACUUAUUAUGAGUUUGGAGAGGAUAUCCCUGAAGCCCCGGAGAGACUGAUGACUGACACCAUUAAUGAGACCAUCCUUCUGUGUCGCUUCCCAGCUGAGAUUAAAUCAUUUUACAUGCAGCGCUGUCCCGAGGACCAACGCCUCACCGAAUCGGUUGAUGUCCUGAUGCCUAACGUUGGUGAGAUCGUUGGAGGGUCGAUGCGUAUCUGGGAUGCAGAUGAGCUCCUCGAGGGCUACAAGAGAGAAGGCAUCGACCCCACUCCGUACUACUGGUACACUGACCAGAGAAAGUAUGGUACAUGUCCUCAUGGUGGAUACGGGCUUGGCCUGGAGCGUUUUCUUACCUGGCUGCUCAAUCGUAACCACAUUCGAGAUGUGUGCCUCUACCCGCGCUUCAUCCAGCGAUGCAGGCCUUGAGUGUCUUCAGAAAACACACAAAAUCCUCUGAUCUGUCUGCUUUAUCUGCUUGUCCAGCUUGUCGCAAGAAUACCCAGUGCCUUUGUCACGUACUAUCUGAGGCACAAAACAUUUAUACAUCCAUAUUUAAAGAUUUAAUCACAAUCAAGAAAAUGUAAUGUAUGUGAUUCCCUCAUUACUUUGUCCAAUCACUCUGUUCAGAAUAUUUUCUGUAGGCGAAUAAAUGUGCGAGAUGCUUCA